Molecule: messenger RNA, 6032 nt
Organism: Dreissena polymorpha
Lineage: Eukaryota; Metazoa; Mollusca; Bivalvia; Myida; Dreissenidae
Product: ankycorbin-like
Exons: 21
Coding region: 267-3311 (1014 amino acids)
Cellular component (GO): nucleus; cytoplasm
Molecular function (GO): protein binding
Source: RefSeq, a predicted model, not a curated record
UUCGUAUUUACCUGUCAGUAAAGGUGAGUCUUGUUAGCUUUAAUCUUGGAUUAGUCUAUUUCCGUAUUGGAUUAAAGUUUUUGACGUUUAGCAGACCUGUGACAAUGCAACCAAUGUUUUGAGAGAAUCUUCCGGAAUGUGAGGCUUAUGUCUCAUAGUUGAUUGUAACCUGGCUGAUGUCUUGAAGUGCAUUGUAACCUGUCAUUCAUCAAUUGUUUGAGCACAUGUACUGAUCUAGAAGCAGGCAAUCUGAUCUAGAAGACAAGAUGUCAAAGAAGGACCACAAGCCGUCGAAAAUGAAGAAUUUCUUCAAGUUUCGAAAGAGCACCACUGAUCUAUCAGAAUGGAGCAAAAAUGAUGAGAAAUUAAUGAAAGCGACAGAAAACAAUGAUCUCCAAAAAAUUGAUGAGCUUCUUCGAAAGAAAAGUCUCAAUCCUACAAAGUUGGGGCCCAAAGGACUCUCAGUAUUCCAUGUGGCCUGCCAUCUUGGUUUCCUUGAGGUUGUAGAUCUACUUAUUUCUAAUGGUGCUGAAGUUAACGUCCUAGCCAUACAAGGUAAUACUUCUGUCCAAAUAGCUGCCAGAGAUGGGCAUCCAAAAGUUGUAGAAAAACUUCUACAGGCGGGUGGGGUAAUCGACCACAAGGAUGGCCUCAGUCUAACGGCUCUCCACCAUGCCUGUGUACGAGGAAAACUCCACUGUGUUCAAGUACUUCUCAAAAACAAGGCUGACCCUAACAGCCGAGACAAGACAGGGAAGCCACCACUGUUCUAUGCAGCGUUUUCUGAAGAUCUUCCAAUCUGCAAAGAGCUGGUUGACCAUGGGGCCAAUGUCAAUGCUUCAGAUGAAAGCCAAAUUGCACCUCUUAUGGCAGCAGCAAAGAAAGGCAGUGUGGAAAUAUGUGAAUUUCUAUUACGUAAAGGAGCUGAUCCUAAAAUGAAGGAUAAAUCAGGCAAUGAUGCCUUAGCAUAUGGACUGGACGCGGGAUUUGCUCAGCUGACCGAGGUGUUCCAGAGGGCUCCUGCGCAGGCUGCCUGGACGGUCACACAGGAGACGGCGGGCGCCCAGUCCGCCAACGGGGCAAAGUCAAAUUCUGAUGAUUUCACUCCGGUUCCUGGCCCAGUGGAAGUGGAAGCAGACGACCAUCAUUCCGUAGGGGAUCCAGUGGACAAGGAAAACAUGGUUGCCAAGUUUCACCCUGAAUCCUCACCUGAGCUGUCACAUAAACAGAUUGAAAUACCUGCAGAAGUGGAGGAUACCAUGGAUGAUGAGACCCUUGCCCUGCAGGCUGCAGCCCCUCCCCAGGCGGUCAUAGACCAGCGGACCCUGGAGGCUGUCAAGGAGCUGGAGGAAGAGAACGCGUCUAUGAACGAGGACUUGAAGCGGCUUGUCUCGGAGAACAAGAAACUGCAGGAGGCCUACAAUACCCUAAAGAAGCAGCUUUCUACACCAGCUCCUCCACCUGUGGACCAGGAGGAGGUUCAGGAGCUGGAGGAUGAAGUCACCUCACUGAAGGCUCAACUGACAGAGGAGCAGGACAAGAAUGUACGACUCAUUGACAAGGUGCACAAGAUGAAGAAAAAGUUUGGCCUCUCUAGUGAGACUGGGGGUGAUUCAGAUGGUGACAGCUGGAAUGACAGUGACAAUGAACUCUUUGACUCAUCCUCAUUAAGAAGACCACAAGUAGUGGACCACAAACCACAGACGUUGCUGCUGCUUCAGAAUGAAGUAACACGACUCAAGCAGGACAAUAAACAACUGAGGGAAAGACUGCAGAAGAAUGGCACUACACCAAUUAGCAGUGUAUUUGCCUGGCGAUCGGGAAGUGUGUCCUCUCUUGUCUCCCUUGAUGAGAUGUCUGAGGUAGAGAGGCUGCGACGCAAGGUCGAAGACCUGGAGAUUGAAAAGAAACUGCUGCUCAAAAAGCUACAGGACAACAAUGUGUUACCAGAAGAGCAACUGCAGAGUCUAAGAGUGCUGGAGGAGGAGAAUACACACCUCCAUACGGAGGUGAAGCAACUACGCAAUGAGAUCAUCUCCAUGAAACAGACCAGCAUUAAUGUUGAAAUAAAUGGUGAUGCAGUUGACAAAGGUGUUGAUUCUGAACAUAACGCUUUAAGUGAGAUGCAUGAAGCUUUCAGGAAGGAGAAUGUGUCAUUAAAAACUGAGAAUGGAUUACUGAACGAGGAACUGCAAGCAUUGAGGGACACGUAUAGCAAGCUGGUUGUGGCUGGUGACAAUCUGCAAGAUAUGUAUGAUACAUUAGUAGCUGAGAAAGAACAACUGCAGAAAGACUUUGUUGAGAAUGAAUUACUGAAACAACAGCUUGCUAAAGAAAAUGAAAUUCUGCUGUCUGACAGCAAUUCCAUGAAUCAAGAUAUACAUAGUUUAGUCUCAGAGAAUGAAAAAUUACAUAGCAAUUGUGUGGAAUUAGAAAAGAAACUUGCCACUGCCAAUCAGGGAGCUAAAGCCAGUGACUUUGCUAAGGUAGUAGAUGAAAGAGAUAAGCUUAAGGAAACAGUUCAAGAGCUGGAAGUAGCAAAUAAUGAAUUCAAACAGAACUAUGAGAUUGUUUGUGAAGAAGUAGAGAGUUUGCAAAGUUCAGUUCAAAGAGCAGAGUAUGAACGUGAUCAGAUUCAGCAAGAGUUUGAUUCCCUGACGGACGAGUACGAGAAUCUGCAGUCGUCUCAUGAAGGAUUGCAACAGGAUUACAAUCAGCUAGAGCAGGAGUACUCUGAACUCCUAGCAGACAAGGAGAAGCUGGAACAAGAGUUUCUUGAAGUUCAGACUGCAAGUGUGAGUGUGGAGCAUCAUAACCCAGCUGUGGCGGAAGAGAGAGACAAACUUCAGCAAGACAAUGAAGUGCUAGCCAUAGAGAAGGAACAGUUAGAAAUGACAAUAAAGGAGUUGUCAAAAUCAAAUGCGUUACUGAACGAGGAAUUAUCAUCAUUGAAAGAAUCUCUGGAUAUAAAAGAUAAGGACAGCGAGAAGAAAGAGAAGAGAAGUGAAGGGAAUAAGAAACCAUCUGAAGCAACAUUGACUAUGAAUGGCAAUACUAAUUCUGAUGGUAGUAGUGACCCUCAGAAAGUGUCUGUGGAUGCCCUUGUCGAGAAGGACAAGAGGAUCCGCUCCUUGCAGAUUCAGAUAUCCAGACUGCAACAGCAAAUAGCAGCGCAUGACAAGCAUUACAAAGAUGUCAUCAACACCUAUCGGACACAUCUUCUCAGUGCAGUACAGGGCCACCUUGAUCCAGAUGUGAAGCAAGCAUUGUUCACCAUCAUAGAACAGAGGAGCAAUGAGCAGUACUGCUGAAUCACCAUCAUAGAACAGAGGAGCAAUGAGCAGUACUGCUGAGUCACCAUCAGAACAGAGGAGCAAUGAGCAGUACUGCUGAGUAACCAUCAUAGAACAGAGGAGCAAUGAGCAGUUCUGCUGAGUCACCAUCAGAACAGAGGAGCAAUGAGCAGUACUGCUGAGUAACCAUCAUAGAACAGAGGAGCAAUUAGCAGUACUGCUGAGUCACCAUCAUAGAACAGAGGAGCAAUGAGCAGUACUGCUGAGUCAUUAUCAUAGAACAGAGGAGCAAUGAGCAGUACUGCUGAGUCAUCCUGGGACCCAGCUGAGCCUAGCUUGGGGAAAAUGGGGCUUAAUGCAUGUGCGUAAAGUGUCGUUCCACAUUAACAUGUGCAGUUCCCACAGGCCUAUCAGGGACAACACUUUCUGUUGUAUGGUAAUUUUCCAAAGAAGAGUUCUCUUCCUAUCGUAAAUCCAGUUCAGGUGAAAAGUGUUGAUGCUCCAUUGGGAUGAGACUUUAUGCACACAUAUAUUAAGCCCUGUUUUAUCAGAGCAAGGUUCAGUUGCAUUCUGUACACCAAUAUUUGGGACAUGUGGCAAUGUGUGUUCCUGAACAAGGUGUGGACAGUUUCUGUGAGGACAUGCCCAUUCAGACUGCGGUUUGAUAUAGAUCUGAUUCACACUUCUAUCACUUUGCCUUUUUUAGAUUCAACAAAUUGUGUUUAUAUAAGUCUAAAGUCAUUUUGAAAAUGUGAUUGUGUAUUGGAGACAUAUUUGUUUUGUUUUUUUACUGGACUUUUUCCUGACCCAAGUCUUUAGUAUUAUUCCAUACUAUAGGACCAGUGCUACCAGUGAUACAUGUUUGAACUAGCUGUUAAUAUGCAAUCAGAUUCCAUAAAGCCCAUUUGACUUGGGACAUGACUUUGGUCUCUAAUGUGUCUGUUGUCUUCGUUCAGAUUCCAUAUCAGAGUUUGACUUAAAUGUCAGACACAUUUAGCAUUUGAGCUUUGUUUUAGGAAAAAUGGAUUAAAUGCAUGUGCAUGUACAUAAAUUUUAUCCCAAAUAAGCCUAUGCAUUCUGCACUGGCUAAUACAGGACGAAACUUAAUGCAUGUGCAUGAAAAUAUCCAGAUAUUCCAGCCAAGCCUGACAUCGACAGUUUAGUAAAGUUAUUUACAAACGAUAUUACAUAAUUUUGUUCAAAAAAGUUAUCAUUUAUGAUAACCAAAAUAUGUGUGUUAAUUAGCAUCUAAAAAUGUACAAGUUACCUCUUUAAAUGACUAUGAAACUUGUAGUGACAAUUAUUUAAUUAUUUUAAAAUAUUUUUAUAGCAAAUAAAUGUGAUAUCUAUGUUAUUAAGGUCUAUUGUCAGCCAUUAAUGUUUAUAUAGUUACAAUCACUUGUUUAACGUUGUCACUUGUGUGUCAUGACAGAUAACUCUGUAGUAUGUAUCUUCACCUACAGGAGUUAUGCCAUUGGUGUCCUUGGGAAAGUUGUGUACCUUCAAUACAACGUCUGUAUGCUCCCACAAUGGAGCUAUUUAGGCAUAAAGUAAAUGCAUUGUCUGUUUGUUUGUCGGUCUAUCCUGCUUCUCAUGUAGAGAAAAGCUCGGUUAUAUUGAAUUUAUUCGAAUAAAAUUUCAUAUAAUGAUAGAGAAAAGCUAGGAUAUACAUUGAGUGCAAGGUUCAUAACUCAUGUACGAGUGACAUCUACUGGUGACAACCCUUGUUUAAACAGCUAAAAGUUCCAUGCACAGAGAACAUGAGCAUAGCACGAACACUUCUUACCUUCAUAUUUGUCUUAAUGAAUUAAAUUUGUGCUGAUAUGCAUUCAUAAUUCUAAGUUUUAUGUAAUUGAAUUCAUUGCUAUUAUUUAAUGGAAGAGCAAUAACUGAGGAUUUAUACUCGUUUACAGAGAAAGCUAAUAAAGGCAUGUAGGUGUGCUGACAUAUUUGGUUAAUUUGCAUGAACAGGUUGAUACAUAUUAGUAUUCAGACACAGUCCUUUCCUAGCCUAUUCAGAGCUUCAUACUGCAAAUGCUUGAACUUGUUAUUUGCAUGCUUAACCCUUUUAGCCCUGGAACCGAAUUUUAAAGGCCUUUACAAACAGUUUGGAUCCUGAUCAGACGCCACAAAACGUGGCGUCUGAUCAGGAUCCAAACUUUUUGCUAUUCUGAUAGUGGUCUUUUAAGAAAAGUGAAGAAAAUGAUAAUUUGAGAAAUUCAGCAGACACCAAUUUAGCAGACGACAAAUAUCCCAGCAUGCAAAGGGUUAAUAGGUGGUUUGAUUGUGAGUUAUGUAUCAAUGUGUCUGUAUAAAUGUGAGUGUCUUAACUAAGCUAAAAGAGGGACUUCGAUUUGUUAAAUGCAUAAUAUAUAAACCGUUGCAGAGUAUAUAUUCAUGUGUACAGCUUCCAUACAUAUAUCACAUAGUUUUAUUAUCUCAGUGUUAAUUGUUUUAUUGUACGUUCAACAUCCAUUUAUAUUUGUUUAACCGGUAGCUUGUGAACUGUGUAGUUUGUGAACUGUAAUCGUUAUAGUUACGCAUUAAAUGUUUGAGUUGUUUGUAUAUAACUUUUGUCAGAUUUUAUCAUUCAUGGUUUCAUUUUUUAUACAAACAUGUUUCUUCCGUUGCCAUUUUUGUUGUACAUUUGCAUACAUUUGUUAUCAUCGUACAUUUUUACGUUUUACGAUUUUCUGGUAUUUGAAGGUUUUCAUAUAUACACAUGUAUUUUUAUAUAUA